GGGAUUCCCUGUUCUAGUAAUGCAUGUGAACACUUUCAAGAACUUUUGUUUUUUCUUUCUGAAUUCUAGUUUUACUAUAUUUAUUUUCCUCAAAAUAAUCUUUUAAAAUCUUUCUUAUUGUCUUCUCCUCGUGAUAGAGAGGAGGACCAGACUCUCUGUUGUCAACUAGUGACAGUUUACUUAAUUGUAUGGUUGCUAAAAUGUUUUCUUUACAUUGAAUUUGCACAACUUUUUGCUGUCUUUAUAAUAUUUUGUUGGGUUGAUUUUGUACUCUGUUUUAUCCUUAAAGAACUAGAAUCACUCGUGAAGGGUUCUUGAAUAUUUUAAAGUUUCUUGGGAACUUUUCACAAUUUCUCCUACAAAUCUAGGUUUCUACUUUUCUCUUAAAAAGUAUAAAUCAAUAUUCGUUUUACAGUUCCUUCAGAAGUUUGCAGAGGUAUUUCUUCAUCUCAAAGGAAACCAUUUGUUCUCAUCUCUCAUUCACCUUUUAUUUUUUUUGAUAAAACUGAAAAGAAAAAAAUAAUCUCUUAGAGCUCAAAAUUUUCCAGCAUUUUCUCUUCCUGCUAGGUGUCUUGAGAAGGAGAAGAAACUCUAACACAGGUAUUGAUAAUCAUGAUGCUUAUGUGAUUAUCUUUGUGUGGUCUUGUGUGUGGAUAUGGAGAAACACAUUUGUGGAUUACCAUUACUGCUUCUAGUUCUGGUUUUAGCCUCUAUUGAUGGAUCAACACAGCUUCAAUCAUCUCAAUCUCAAACCCUCCUGAGGCUUCAACAGCUUCUCUACUACCCUAAAGUCUUAACCAGCUGGAACAACUUUACAGAUUUCUGCAACUCUGAGCCAAAUUCCUCCCUAACCGUUGUAUGCUACGAAGAUAGUGUAACGCAGCUUCACAUCAUAGGAGACAGAAGAGGUCAUAUGUUACCAAAGAGUUUCUCAAUAGACUCUUUUGUUACUACUCUUGCUAAGCUCCCUGAUGUUAAAGUUCUCACCCUUGUGUCUCUCGGUGUAUGGGGUCGGUUACCUGAUAAAAUCAACCGUUUAUCCUCAUUAGAGAUUCUCAAUGUGAGUUCUAACUUCCUCUUUGGACCUGUACCACAUGAACUCUCGUCACUAGCUAGUCUUCAGACACUUAUACUCGAUGAGAAUAUGUUUUCUGGUCUUGUACCGGAUUGGAUUGGUUCUUUACCGAGUUUAGCUGUGUUGAGCUUGAGAAAGAAUGCUUUCAACGGGUCCUUACCUUCUUCACUGAGUACCUUGUCAGGUCUUAGAGUUCUUUCUCUAGCUAAUAACCGGUUUAGUGGAGGUUUACCUGAUUUGAGCCAUUUGACAAACCUUCAAGUGCUUGAUCUUGAAUCAAACUCUUUUGGACCGAUGUUUCCUCAGUUAAGCCACAAGUUGGUUACUCUUAUACUCAGCAAGAACAUGUUUAGGUCUGCAGUAUCAUCUCAAGAAGUGAGUUCUUUGUAUCAGCUUCAACAUUUGGAUCUUUCAUUCAACACAUUCGUUGGUCCUUUCCCUACUUCCUUGAUGUCUCUCCCAGCAAUAACCUACUUGAACAUUUCACACAACAAACUCACCGGGCGGCUUUCGACAAAUCUUUCUUGCAACUCACAGCUGAUGUCUGUUGAUCUUUCAUCUAAUCUUCUUACAGGAAGCUUGCCUGAUUGUCUUAAACCGAGCUCAGGAGCUAGCAGAGAUGUUGUCUAUGCAGGUAACUGUUUGGCUACUGAAAUUGAAGACCAGCGUCCAGUUUCACUUUGUAGCAAUGAAGCUCUUGCUGUUGGGAUCUUACCACAGAGGAGGAAAAGAGUUUCCAAGUUGGGUAUUGCCUUAGGUGUAACCGCAGGCAUCCUAGGGUUGAUUCUCCUCGCUGGUGCAGUGUUUGUAGUUCGUAGGAGGAUUAAUGCUAAGAGGAAAGAAACUAAAGCUUCUCCAAGAUUGAUCAAAGAGAAUGCUUCAAUGGGAUACACAUCAAAGCUACUCUCAGAUGCAAGGUAUAUCUCUCAAACAAUGAAGCUAGGAGCGCUUGGUCUUCCAGCUUACAGGACAUUCUCACUUGAAGAACUUGAGUAUGCAACAAAUAACUUUGAAUCCUCUGCUUUCAUGGGUGAAGGUUCUCAAGGACAGAUUUAUAGAGGGAGGUUGAAAGAUGGAUCAUUUGUGGCAAUUAGAUGUUUGAAAAUGAAGAAAAGUUGCAGCACUCAAAACCUGAUGCAUCACAUAGAGCUCAUUGCUAAGCUGAGGCACCGUCAUUUGGUUAGUGUGCUAGGGCACUGUUUUGAGUGCUACUUAGAUGACUCAACAGUCAGCAGAAUGUUCUUUGUCUUUGAGUAUGUCCCAAAUGGAGAACUCAGGAGCUGGAUCUCUGAUGGGAAUAUGGGAAGAUUGCUUACUUGGGAACAACGCAUAAGCGUAGCGAUAGGUGUAGCAAAAGGGAUACAGUUCUUGCAUACUGGUAUCGUGCCUGGUGUUUAUGACAACAACUUGAAGAUAACAGACGUUUUGCUUGACAAUAACCUCGCUGCAAAAAUCAGUAGCUAUAACCUUCCUUUACUUGUGGAAGGUCUUGGAAAGGUGGGUCAAGUAGUUUCAAGAACUGGACCCAAAGGAACUCAAAGCCUCAAAGAUGAAGAUAAAAUGGAUAUCUAUGACUUUGGGGUGAUCUUGCUUGAACUUAUAGUGGGAAGACCAUUGAAAGCAAAGGGUCAAGUAGAUGUUCUAAAAGAGCAGUUACAAGCGAGCAUCUCAGGGGAUGAUGGAGCGCGUAGGAGCAUGGUGGAUCCAAAGGUCUAUAAAACUUGUUCAGACCAAUCAAUGAAGACAAUGAUGGAGAUAUGUGUAAGGUGUCUUCUCAAAGACCCUUUAGAACGCCCUUCCAUUGAAGAUGUUCUGUGGAAUCUUCAGUUUGCUUCUCAAGUCCAAGAAGGUUGGCUACAAAACAGCAAUCCCUCAAGCUUUCGCGGCUCGCCUUCUCUUGCAGCUUCCUCUCUUCCUACUCCCUCUCGUUUACACAUAACAACACUCGAAUCUCCACGAGACUCAGGAUAUGAAGAGCAUGAGAGGUAG
Messenger RNA from Eruca vesicaria subsp. sativa (arugula), 3064 nucleotides. Lineage: Eukaryota; Viridiplantae; Streptophyta; Magnoliopsida; Brassicales; Brassicaceae. The record is from the annotation of a GenBank genome assembly.